AUGUGGAUUUCAGUAUACCUAUCAACAGCAAAAUUAAGACACUUGCUUGCUAUUCUCUUUACUGCCACUACGUUACUGGAAGUUUCCAUGCAAUCCGAUGUAAGGGGAUACAUCUGUGGUGACCUUGCUGUGUGGCAUGAUGAAGCUAUAGAGGUCGCACGGCUCGCAUCCAAAUUGUUGACACCAGCGAAUCCUUACUAUUUUUAUCCGGCAUUGCUUGAGGAUACUAAACUAUUUGGUAUUGAGAAAAAAAAUCUUUUCCUGGUUCCGUUCCGAAACUUCAAGCAUGCCCGUGGUGGCAUGAGGCAUGGGCCUGAUCGCAUCGUCAUAGACGAGUACGGCAAAUUUGAGGGCGUUGUUUUUGAUUUGAAUAAUGGGGCAAGUGUUGUUCCUGCUUAUGAAAAGUGUAAGAAGUUCCUAACCUACGAUGACCUUCGUCCUGAGCUCGAUAUGGAAAACAAUUAUAAAGCUCUUGGACAUGUAUGCGGCUCAAAUUUUUUAGGCGGCGAAAUCGAGACCGAAAUGAAAAGUAAAUGUAGUGGACUCGAAAAUCUAUCUCCGACUAGUAAAGAGUAUUUUCAAUAUCUUGAUGAAAAAGGUAUCUCUUGGUCAACUAAAAAACUUUGGUAUAAACACAUCAGUAAAAAGGAUUAUAAUUUUCACAAAAUCAAUCGGCGAGCUGUCUACCAGGUAGAAAUUACUCUCCAAUGCCAUUUGAUUCAAAUUAAGCCGGCGGUGCGGGCUGCCCCUCCAAAACCUGCAUGCUUAGAAGUAUGGACUCCGAAGCCAUCAUUAGACAUUAGUAUAAACCCAUUAUUGAAUCCUCAGAAUCAAAAUCGAGAAAGUGGUCAAAUGUAUCAUUGCAAUCAAGUAACAUUCACGAUGAUUGCCCUUCAAAAUUAUCUUAAUUACUUCUAUAGUCUACAGGAAAAAUCACCGACAAGUAUAGAAAACGCCCUAAUCCACCAAAAUGAGGAUUUGAUGCUGUGGCUCAUAUUAUCACCUGAGAGAUUUUCAAAAAGAAAAUUUACCCGUAAUAUAUACGCCAUAGGAUUUAACAGUAAUAAAAUAUUUAGUGGACUGUAUUAUGCUUCUUCCAAAGGUAGUGAACGACAAAGCUUUUAUCCAUGCACCGGGCCCGAAAUCUGA
Blumeria graminis f. sp. triticale is the source of this 1149-nucleotide messenger RNA. NCBI's taxonomy places the organism in Eukaryota, Fungi, Ascomycota, Leotiomycetes, Helotiales, Erysiphaceae. The record is from the annotation of a GenBank genome assembly.